AUGGCUCGCUCAUCCGGCGACUCGCCGCUUCCCACGGCCGAAAAGGCGGCCUCCCCGGCUCCUGGCUCGGGCAUCCACCCCUCGCUCUUCAUCCUUAACUGGAUCCUCUUCUCCAAUGCCACCAUUCUCUUCAACAAAUGGCUGCUCGACACGGCCGGCUUCCGAUAUCCCAUCAUCCUCACCUGCUGGCAUCUCAUCUUUGCCACGGCCGCCACCCAGAUCCUCGCCCGCACCACAAAGCUCCUCGAGAGCCGCAAGUCGCUCCCCAUCGACGGCCGCAUGUACCUCCGCACCAUUGUCCCCAUCGGCAUCCUCUACACCGGCUCCCUCGUCUUCUCCAACCUCGUCUACCUCUACCUCUCCGUCGCCUUUACCCAGAUGCUCAAGGCCGGCUCCCCCGUCGCCGUCCUCUUCACCUCGUGGGCCUUUCGCGUCGCCGAGCCCAACCUCGCCAAGUUUCUCAACAUCCUCGUCAUCGUCAUUGGCGUCGGCAUCGCCAGCUUUGGCGAGAUCAACUUUUCCAUGAUUGGCUUCGUCUACCAGAUCCUCGGCAUCAUCUUCGAGGCCGUCCGCCUCGUCAUGAUCCAGGUCAUGCUCACCGCCGAGGGCAUGAAGAUGGACCCCCUCGUCGCCCUCUACUACUACGCCCCCGUCUGCGCCUUCUUCAACAUCUUUGUCGCCCUCUUCACCGAGGCCAGCACCUUCAAGUACGAGGACCUCGUCAACACGGGCUUCACCAUGCUCUUCCUCAACGCCAGCGUCGCCUUUAUGCUCAACAUUGCCUCCGUCUUUCUCAUUGGCAAGACGUCGGGUCUCGUCCUGACCCUGACCGGCAUCCUCAAGGCCAUCCUUCUCGUCGCCGUCUCCGUCGUCAUCUGGAAGACGCCCAUCAGCCCGCUCCAGGCCUUCGGCUACGGCAUCGCCCUCCUCGGCCUCUCCUACUACUCGCUCGGCUACGACAAUGUCGUCAAGAUUUACAACAACUCCUCGGCCUACAUUUCCGCCACCAUGAACUCGUACGGCGCCGUGCCUGGAUCUCCCGACGGCGUCCGCGGCGGCAUGCUCACCAAGCGCUACGUCGUCCUCGGCAGCGCCGUCUUUGGCUUCCUCUUUGUCAUGGCCGUCCUGUUUAUGUGGGUGAACUCGGUGCCCACCAUCUCCACCACGUCAUUAGGAGCGAAUUAG
Messenger RNA from Akanthomyces muscarius, 1185 nucleotides. RefSeq lists its product as uncharacterized. Gene Ontology annotation, molecular function: antiporter activity. NCBI's taxonomy places the organism in Eukaryota, Fungi, Ascomycota, Sordariomycetes, Hypocreales, Cordycipitaceae. The transcript is spliced from 4 exons. The record is from RefSeq and is a predicted model, not a curated record. Gene Ontology annotation, cellular component: trans-Golgi network; endosome; Golgi apparatus. The coding region runs from base 1 to 1185 and encodes 394 amino acids.